UAUACCAAAAGACCUGUCAAAGUAUGUGACCAAUGCCCCCGAAUGUGACAUUGACCUACGAACAAGAAUGACUCGAAAGUUUGAAGACAUUUUAAGGCUUACAAUUCUCAUCUGCGCAAUACCACCGAAUGAAUCCACGAGAAUAGCAUCUGUGGACGACUGGACUAAAUGUCCGCCACCCAGCAGCCGUUUCCGGGUGUUUACAGACGUGUCAUUGGAACAAUGUGUGGCUGAGUGCGAGGCGCGUUCGGCAUGUGCCGCCCUCGGCUAUUUGCGCACCCCGCAUGUGUGUGAACUGUAUGAUAAGCCCGCGGGUGAAGACGGGUCCGGAAAGGCUACCACCAACUCGCGUUGCCUUUUGGUACAGGAGGGCGAAGCCCCGUGUGGAUGCCCCCGCUGGCGCGUCUGUGACCGGAAGUCUAAAACAUGCACGGUUAAAGAGUGUGAGCCCGUGAGGAACGUCGCUCAUGGAAAGAUUCUCGGGAACCGUUACGACGUCGGCGCAAAACUGCGAGUGCUAUGUGACGUGGGCUACGUUGCGGAGAAUAAUAUGGCGUCAAUGACAUGUGGCGGGAAUGGAUCAUGGUCUCACGUGGCAUCAUGUGUACCGAAGUUGAACAAUUCAGCGGUAGUAAACUCAACGCAAUCAAAUUUAGAAUCCGUUUCCCCGCAAAAUGUGUCCGAAUCCACAUCCAAUAUAAAACAGACGCUUCCUGGGUAUCCUGGUACCGAACUGAUCUUUGUUAACGAGGCGCAUUCCCUCGAAGACCGCAAAGCAGUAUGUGAGAACAUACAUGGGGGUCACAUGAUCAAGAUAGACACUGCGGCGAAACUGGGCGCCAUCAAGAACUUAACGACGGGAGGCAACGGCCAGGACAUCUCCUGGUGGGUGGACGGACACAAUAAGGACAACAUCUGGAAGUUCCACGAUGGGACACUCAUGGUCGUGCACGACCCAAGAAUCUGGAAGAAUGAAACUGAGCCCAUAAGCACCGACAAGUGUGUCUUAUUGAAGAAAUCAACGUUCCUACUUGAAGGGGUAAACCCUGGUAACUGUGAUGGCCAUAUUCUUCUCGGCGUUAUCUGCGAAAAGAACACCACGUCGGCGUCAGGCACGCAAGUUUAACGCUCACAUGGCGUCAAUGACACCGACGGAAAGAUGAUUUGUUUAGAACAGUAAUUAGUAUAUAAUGAUCGAACUAUGGAACAAAUUUAUAUAUUAUGUAAUAGUUAGAUGGCAUUAAGUAGAAUCUUAAUAAUUAAAAAUGGGAUGAGUGAGCAUAGCGAAGGAGCCCUUCCCUAAUCAUAAAGACACUACUUCAGGUAAUCUAACUGACUUAGAAUACAACCUCCUCAUUGGCUGACACAUUGUCGCGCAAAAUCUGACGCGGGGUGAGUGGCAGUUGGCGAAUUCUUAAUGAUUGCCUAUCUGCAAUUCCUUUGGCUGAAAAUGUAGGUUAAUUGUAUUCUUAAUUUCUUCACUCCUAUAAUAUGGGGAAAUAAGCAAUUGUGUCUGGCAAACAAUGGUGUACAAAUAUUCUAUAAACAAUUGCUGUUAAUCAUUGUCUUUGUUUUGUAAACAUAUCAUAAUCAUGAUAAUGUAUUACACUGAAGUAUGUUCGCUUAACAUGUGACACUUUUCAGAAUUAAAUUACCGCUUAAAGUUGCUCCUUUUUUCAGUUGCGACAGAAACGUUUUAUGUUGUUACUUUAUUAUGCUAUAGUCGACAAGCGACAAAUGUACAAUGUAUAGUCAUUAUAUAUCCUUCACUUGACGUUUAAAGUGACUCGCUCAUGGUUUGUAAAAUGCAUUUUUUUAAUUAAUAAAGU
Mya arenaria is the source of this 1829-nucleotide messenger RNA. RefSeq lists its product as uncharacterized. The coding region runs from base 68 to 1126 and encodes 352 amino acids. NCBI's taxonomy places the organism in Eukaryota, Metazoa, Mollusca, Bivalvia, Myida, Myidae. The record is from RefSeq and is a predicted model, not a curated record. The transcript is spliced from 6 exons.